AGAUGCUAUAUAAUCUGCAAAAUAUGAAAUGUAUAUCGCAGUUUAAAUCAAAGCAGAGUAUUUCUUCGGUUAUCAUGAAAAUCCUUUUGAUAUUUAUUUGUUUGUUCUGCAAGGCAAGUGGUUUGAUAAAUUUUACAUUUUCUAAAAAUGCAACUGAAGUUUCCAUUGGUCUAGCUGAAAUAAUCAAUGGAUUAAAUCCUUCGCAAUUAGCAAUUUUUAUAGAUUGCACGUAUCAAUUUGAUGAAAUUGAUGAAUUUGUUUAUUUAAUACAUAAACGGUAUUAUAAGUCGGUGGUUUUCUAUGAUAAUGAGCAAUAUUUUCAAUUUAUUGAAAACGGUAUUCAUAGUUCGAUUGAAAGUUUUAGUUUGAUAUUUGGUAAACCUUUUGAUUUGGCAAAACAAAUUCAUAAGCGUAAACUUGCCCAUCGACUUAAUUUGUUUAUAUUUUACUGGGGUGCUAAACGUGCUCCAAAGGAUUCUGAUGUUCAAUUUGAGGAACCAAUGCGAGCGGUUGUUAUAACAAGACCGAGGAAUAAAGCUUUUCGAAUUUACUAUAGUCAAGAUAGUCCAACGGAAUCAGGAAAGUUGAAGCUCGUUAAUUGGUUUGAUGCCGAAAGUCUUGGACUCUAUCAUACGCCAUUAUUGCCAUCUUCGGCUAUGGUCUAUUCAAAUUUAGCUGGCAGAGUUCUUCGCGUUCCAGUUUUUCACUCUCCACCAUGGUUUUGGGUGAAUUACGAAAACGACACUGUAAAUUUUGAAGAAUGGGAUUACGAUACUGAUUUAAGCUUAGAUACAACUGAUUACAGAGAAGUGAAUGUAACGGGUGGAAGAGAUCAUCGUUUGCUAACUUUAUUGGCAACCAGUAUGAAUUUCAAUUUUGUUUAUAUUGAUACGCCUGGCAGAACUCAAGGAUCACUUAGGACAGAUGAUGAAAGUAAUACAUCUUUUACUGGUGGCAUAGGACUUUUACAGGAACGGAGAGCUCACUUGCUUCUUGGAGACGUUAGUCUUAGUUGGGAAAGAAGACGAGCGGUUGAGUUUUCAUUUUUUACACUAUCAGAUUCUGGAGCAUUCGUUACUCAUGCUCCACGUCGACUAAACGAGGCAUUAGCAGUGUUGAGACCUUUCAAAAAGGACGUCUGGCCGUAUUUAAUACUAACUCUUGUACUUUCAGGACCAAUGUUGUACAUGAUUAUUGCAAUUCCCUACAAGUUGUCAUUUCAGAAAAACAAGUUUGGUAAAAUGCUAUUUUAUGCGGAGUAUUUAAAUGAAAUUACUCCUAUAAGUCCAAAAAUAACCGCAGAUGGAGAACAUCAAGAACGAAAUGAAGAAAUGCCAAUGAAUUUAUUAGAUCGAUGCAUAUGGUUUACAGUGCAAUUGUUUUUAAAACAAUCAUGUUCGGAGCCUUAUAACGGUUAUAGAGCUAAAUUUUUAAUGAUUGUAUUCUGGAUUUCGGCUACGUAUGUCCUUGCUGAUGUCUAUUCUGCCCAACUAACUUCACAGUUUGCUAGACCAGCUCAUGAACAGCCAAUUAAUAACUUACAAAAGUUACACAGGGCUAUUCUGCGUGAUGGUUAUCGGUUGUAUGUGGAGAAAGAUAGUUCAUCACUUGAAAUGCUUCAGAAUGGAACUGAGAUAUUUCGAAAUUUAUAUGCACUCAUGAAACAACAAGUGGACUAUGAAGGUUAUUUAAUUGAUUCGGUUGAAUCUGGAAUCAAACUCAUCGCAGAUGGUUUAGAGAACAAAGUGGUUAUGGGAGGACGAGAGACUCUUUACUUUAACAUGAAACAAUUUGGAUUUAAAACGUUUCAACUGAGCCAGAAAUUGUAUACAAGGUACUCUGCAGUAGCUGUUCAACUUGGUUGUCCCUUUCUUGAUAGUCUUAACAAUGUAUUAAUAAGACUUUUCGAAGGUGGAAUUCUUGACAAAAUGACUAAUGCCGAAUAUGAAGCGCUAUCUCGUUUAGUCAAUGUCAAGGGAUUGAUGAAAAAAUUUGAACAACAAGAUGGUACAACUAACAAUGCUGCCGCCGCAGCUGACAACAAUAAGGAAAAUAAAAAUAACAAAAAUGAGAGCUCUGAUUACAUUAUACAACCAAUCAAUCUGCGAAUGUUACAGGGAGCUUUUAUAGCACUUUCUUUUGGAUGGGCAUUUGCUGGAGGAAUUUUUCUCUUUGAAAUUUUCUUUGGAAGCAAAUAUUUUGUUAUGUUGAAAAGACAAAAUGUGUGUUUAGAAGAAAAAUGGAAGAAAUUUAAAAUGUUUUUUAAAUUUUACUGGAAACGAUAUUUUAUAAAUUUAGUGAGAUUUUUAUAUAAUAAGAGAAAGUGAAGCAUAUUUGCUGCAUGUAUUUGCUACUCCACGAAUUAG
Molecule: messenger RNA, 2366 nt
Organism: Episyrphus balteatus (marmalade hoverfly)
Lineage: Eukaryota; Metazoa; Arthropoda; Insecta; Diptera; Syrphidae
Gene: Ir40a
Product: ionotropic receptor 40a
Exons: 10
Coding region: 3-2327 (774 amino acids)
Cellular component (GO): membrane
Molecular function (GO): ligand-gated monoatomic ion channel activity
Source: RefSeq, a predicted model, not a curated record